AUGGCGUCCUGUGCCAAAAUUAGACUAUAUCUUAUGAUGACUGUGGUAGUAUGUACUCUUAUUUAUAAUAUCACUUCCGCUGAGGAAGAUGUUGAUUAUGAACCUGGUGUUGGUGCUGUCGGCGCAUAUCCUGGUGAAGACCAUGGUCAUGAAGGGGGUGAGGGAUAUGCUGGGGCCAACACUGAUCCCACUCAUAUUGUUGAUGGAGCCUUGCUAUGCUUCAAUGGAAAACAUCUGUACAGCCAAUGUGAUGAUUCUUGCAGGCUGACAGUGAGCGGAGAGCUGCAUGUAUCUAAUGAUCAGGUAGAUGAGUUUUGCAGUGGGCCAUGCCUCGAAGAAACGAACCUUGUACUAGACUGCAUAGAUGGGAUUAUGGAGCACUUUUUAUUCUUUAACAAGGCCACCACUCAGGACAUCAGGGACACAAUUGUUGCUGGUUGUGGCGACGGCGAUGAAAGAGGUAACUUUGAUGUAGCAGAGCAUAUCGAAGCUGAUUAUGGUAACGGAAGCAUGGAACACAAAGCUACAAUCUCUAUACUGUCUGGCGUCGCUUUCUCAAUCAUAGGGCAAAUGUUAUUAUCACUGUAA
Messenger RNA from Amaranthus tricolor (Joseph's coat), 588 nucleotides. RefSeq lists its product as uncharacterized. The transcript has 4 exons. NCBI's taxonomy places the organism in Eukaryota, Viridiplantae, Streptophyta, Magnoliopsida, Caryophyllales, Amaranthaceae. Bases 1 to 588 code for a protein of 195 amino acids. The record is from RefSeq and is a predicted model, not a curated record.